GAUAAGCAGUUUCUGAGGACUGAAGGACCUGCAAAGGGACACCUGCUUUUGAGGUUGCAGAGGUGCUGCAAUGGCUGAGCUGGAGCACAACCUCAGCCUGGCGGACGCUCUGACGGAGCCGCCCCACGAGAUCGAGGAGGAGGUGAAAAGGGACUUCAUUGCCACGCUGGAGGCAGAGAAAUUCGAUGAUGUGGUUGGGGAGACGGUGGAUAAAACAGACUAUGUGCCACUGCUGGAUGACGAGGACGAGGCCAAGCCCGGGAGCCAGGAGCCCAGGGGCAAAGCCCACCCCGACGGAAUUCAGGUGGAACACUCCUCAGCCUGUGGCCCCACGGUGGUGGAGAACGGUGACCAUGGCCUGGGAGAUCAUCACACAGUGUUCCCAGGAGAAAUCAUGGAUGAAAAGCUGUCUUACAAGGAGUUCCUCGACCGCAACGACUCCUGGGCGACGGACGAGCGGGAGCUGCGCUUCGACCCGCAGCCCGUGUUCAAGCCCAUGGAGAUGGCUGACCCCUUCAACAUGCACAGAGGGGAGAACCUGCCGGACCUGUCCUUCCCUGCUGACAUGAGGAACGUGCCGCUGUUCCCGGGCCACGGGGAAGCUCCCAGAGACAUCCUCACACCACACGUGCCCCCUGUAACCACAGAAGCAAUAAAGGCGAGUUUGCCCGAGAGCCCCCCGGCCGUGCCCCCCAACUCUACUCCUGCUGCAGGCUCAGCACUCCCGGGAGAGCCCGGAGCUGCCCACGGACCAAAAGGUGCAGCCCCCGAGGCCACGCCCGUUCCUGCAGAAAAGGCUGGCUCUGUCCAUGCAGGAGACACCAGCCCUGCCCAAGCUCUGGAUGCUGGAUUUGCACCCUCAGCAGCAGCCAACCCUUUCCAGGCCAUGGAUGUUGGGUUUUCUCCUGCCCCUGAAGCCAAGUCUCCUAAAGCUGUCAAUGACAAAUCCAGCCCGGGGACAGACCUUGGCUUCUCCCCCACAGCAGAUGCUCCAUCCCACCAUGCCAUGGAUUUGGGGUUUGCCCCAGCAGCAGCUGUGGAAUCCCACCAUGCCAUGGAUUUGGGAUUUGCCCCAGCAGAAGGUAUGGAAUCCCACUAUGCCAUGGAUUUGGGAUUUGCCCCAGCAGCAGAUGCAGAACCUCCACAUGCCUUGGAUUUGGGAUUUGCCCCGGCAGCAGAUGCUCCAUCCCACCAUGCCUUGGAUUUGGGGUUUGCCCCAGCAGCAGGUGUGGAAUCCCACCAUGCCAUGGAUUUGGGGUUUGCCCCGGCAGCAGAUAAUAAACCUAACCACACCAUGGAUUCUGAGUUUGCCCCAGCAGCAGAAGUCAACCAUCACCAUGCCAUGGAUUUGGGAUUUGCUCCAGCAGCAGAUAAUAAAUCUGACCAUGUUAUGGGCUCUGAGUUUGCCCCAGCAGCAGAAGUCAACCACCACCAUGCCAUGGAUUCUGAGUUUGCUCCUGCAGCAGAAACCAAGCCUCUUCCCACCCUGGAUUCUGGAGCUGUCCCUGCAGCUGACCCCAAAAUUGCUGUGCCUGGAGAGCUGGUGACAUCUGGGUCUGCCCUUCAGCAAGACAAGUCUCCCUUGGACAAGUCUCCUGCAGAAGCAACGGCAAAGGUGGACCAAGAAUCCAAAGUCCCAGAAGCUCGUGUGGAUCAUUUAGAGGACACCAAGGACACCAAACCCCCUCCCAGCCCCUCCAAGGAGCCCCUUCCUGGGCAAACCAACCACCUUCCAGAACCAGCAGCUCCAGCAGAAGCAAAAGAAGACGUUGCACUAGAAAAUAAAGACCUUCCAGAAAAGUCUGUCCCUGCUGUGGUUGUGGAGGCACAAAAGGAGGAGCCUGAGCACAACCACGUGGAACCUCAGCAAGGAGAGGCCCUGCCAGAGCCCACAGUGAAACCAGAGGAGCCCAAACCAGUGGAAGCUGUGACAGGGAACGACAUCACAGCUCCUCCCAACAAGGAGCUUCCUCCCAGCCCGGAGAAGAAGACCAAGCCCUCUGCAUCCACCUCCUCUCCAAAGCCGGCAGCAGCGAAGGCCAAGCCCUCGGCCACCACCAGCCCCAAGCGCCCGGGCUCGGCCACCUCAGGCCCAAACAAAAAAGCCACGAGCCCGACUGCAGGUCCUGCAGCCAGCACUGCCAAACGCCCCGGCACCAGCACCACCCGUCCCUCCUCCUUAGCUGCAAAAGAGACUAAACCAAAGGUUGCGGAUGCGAAGCCCGCGGAGAAGAAGAGCUCCCUCUCCAAGCCUCCAUCCUCCACCACUCCCAAGACUCCUCUCAAGAGCUCCCCAGCUGCUCCCAAGACCACGGCGGCGUCUCCGGUCACGGCAGCUCCUGCUACCAAAACCACCUCGGCCGCGACUCCCAAGAGGCCGUCGUCAAUCAAAACCGACGGGAAGCCGGCGGAGGCCAAGAAGACCUUGGCAAAGUCUCCAUCAGCGGACUCGAGCCGCCCCAGGAGCGCGGCCGGCAAUGCCACCAAGAGCAGCGCCACCACUCCUUCCACCGCGGCCUCCAGCACUCCCAGCGCACCCGGGGCAGCCACCAGUCGCCCCAAACCCAAGGCUGCCGCAUCCAAAACCCACCUCCUCGACCUCCGCCGCCCCGCGGACGCUAAAAAACCCCCCGCCAAGGCCCCCGGCAAGCCCGGCUCCGCGGCCAAGCCGCCCCGGCCCAGCAGCAGCGCCUCCGCCCCCGACCUGAAGAACGUGCGCUCCAAGGUGGGCUCCACGGACAACAUCAAGCACCAGCCCGGCGGGGGGAAGGGGAAAGUAGAGAAAAGGCCCGACCCAGCCGCCGCCGCGCCCAGGCCCGAGCCCAGCGCGGGCACUAAAGUGGCUCCUCCCAAAACAGCCGUAUCAAAAGAGGGGGUCCCCAAACAGCCCAAUGGGAAAGUCCAGAUAGUCUCCAAAAAAGCGAACUACAGCCAUGUUCAGUCCAAGUGUGGUUCCAAGGACAAUAUUAAGCAUGUCCCUGGAGGUGGGAAUGUAAGUAUGGGCUCUGGGCAAGCUGUCUGUCUACUAACUCCUUCUCUUGUACCAUGUUGUUGUGUCACUCUCAAGAAUGCUCUGUUGGAGGCACAAAGGUGUGGCAGAGUCUCAGGGCUCCUGGAAACAAGGCAGGCUGAAGAAUUGUUUAAUUUUCCCUUGGGAUGCCAGGAUGAACGGGGAGGAGAUGUCAAAAUUGAGAACCAGAAGCUGAACUUCAAAGAGAAGGCCCAAGCCAAAGUGGGAUCUCUGGACAAUGUGGGACACUCGCCGGCAGGAGGGGCCGUGAAGGGGUAA
Molecule: messenger RNA, 3289 nt
Organism: Manacus vitellinus (golden-collared manakin)
Lineage: Eukaryota; Metazoa; Chordata; Aves; Passeriformes; Pipridae
Gene: MAP4
Product: microtubule associated protein 4
Exons: 19
Coding region: 71-3289 (1072 amino acids)
Biological process (GO): neuron projection development; microtubule cytoskeleton organization
Cellular component (GO): neuron projection
Molecular function (GO): microtubule binding
Source: RefSeq, a predicted model, not a curated record